AUGGAUCACGCCGACAGAAUCAGGCAGAACCUCGAGUUCCUGGGGCUCGAGAGCCUCGGGAGCCUCGGAAGUAUCUCGCUGGAGCAGCUGGUCGAUGAGGUACAGACGAAUGUGCCCCCGGCUGUGAGCAAGGGCCGGAUUCUAUCUUUCUACCUCAUGUGGCUUCAUCAGCGUCUCAUGGAAGUCGACAUCUCCAACGAUGAGACCUUGCACCAUGAGGUCGCAACUUGGUACCGAUCCAUGAAGGCCCUGUCCUUCAGCGACGGCGACAUCGUAAAAGCCGUCCGUGAGUGGCAGCGUUGCACGGCCACCACGGAUCCUGUCGCUGCAGGACGGAUGAUCUUGGCGGAAUUCAAGUUAUCCCAGGUGAUCGCUACCUCGCCCGAGAACCAAGCGCGCGGUCCCGAUAUCGCAACAUCGGAAGGUCAUUACAGCCACAUGCACCCCGACAGACUCGCGCUCUCGCAAGAAGCCGACACAGCCGCUGACCUGCGAGGUGGUGAAGGGGACGACGACGAUGACGUUGUGUUCCUCUCUUCCAAGACGCUGUCCAAGGAUUCGAGCCCGUCUCAAAGCCAUGGCGGAGAUCAGCCCCCGGACCCGCCAUUUUUGACUGGAGCCAACAAAGUGGCCUUGGGCAGAACGAGAAAUCUAUAUCCCAACGAGGAGCGCGUCGAGAACCCCCCGAGACAGGGUACACCGAGAACGGAACGGGCUCCCUUCGCCAGACGGUCUCCGCGACCCGCCACUCCUGCCCUACCUGACCAACCGAGCCUACCCAUCGAGGCCCACGAUCGACUCCCCCCAAGUCUGCCGACCAGUUCCAGCCUCGUGCCGCUCCCUUCGUGUGACCGCUGCCAUUCGUCUGACCAUAUUUACAAAAACUGUCCCACCAUUUUGGAUCCCCGGCACGAUAGACGGCCAGCGCCAACGUUUCAGUGUCGCAUCUGCGGCAAGUUCGGCGAGCAUUUCGGCCAGAUGUGCCCGAUGAACCGAGAUCCGAAGUCCGUCGCCGGGCGGCGGCGCCAGGCAGCGAGGAAUAUCGGCUGGGGUGAGCAAAGCCGCAGUCCUGGGCAGGAACGCGAAGUUUCAUAUAUUCCGGUGGCGCCGCCACGGGCUGACCAUCAUCGCGGGGCUGACGGUAUGCCUCGCAGGAGGAGCCGUGCCAAACUCCUCACUCGCGAAGAUUGGCGAGUCCUGCGCGAGCAAGACCGACUUCGUCUCGAGUACGACUUUCGCCCCGAGUACGAGUCAUCCCGCCACCGGGUGCCGGCCCACGGACAUCAGACGGGCAAGCGCCCGGCAUCGCGCUCCCCUCCUCGCAGCCGCCACGACGGGCGCCACCGGCAUGGCGCCGAGGACGUCGGGAGGGUGCCCCACCAGGGGGGCGCCUUCGCUGCUGAUUUGAUCGGCGAGCGCCAGAACCGGGACGAAAGACGGCUGGCAUACGAGGACGAGGUCUACCGAGACACUCCGUCUUCUUCAUCCCGUGACUGGCCACCUCGGGCGCCGGUCAUCGAAACGGGGCGUGUCGACACGCGACAAGAGCCCGUCGCCGCAGCGAGUGAAGGCGCCCGUGGCAUUGCUGGCAGUGGGGUCAUGGAUUUCCUCUAUGCCCGUUCCAACAGCUCAAGGACCCAGCAGCUCGACGCGGGACACCGAGGACCGGCGGACACAGAGAUGCCCGACGCACCGCCCGUCGCAUGGCAAGAGCCGCCCGUCGUACGGGAGCCGCCCGCCCCUUCUCUGUGGGCUCCCGUGGAAGUGAUCGUCGUCGACUCCACGCCGUCUACGCCUGGCCGUAACCAAGCUGCGUUCGACAUUUUCAAAACCACCCGCCAGUCAUGA
Messenger RNA from Thermothielavioides terrestris NRRL 8126, 1848 nucleotides. RefSeq lists its product as uncharacterized. Gene Ontology annotation, molecular function: zinc ion binding; nucleic acid binding. NCBI's taxonomy places the organism in Eukaryota, Fungi, Ascomycota, Sordariomycetes, Sordariales, Chaetomiaceae. The record is from RefSeq and is a predicted model, not a curated record. The transcript is spliced from 2 exons. The coding region runs from base 1 to 1848 and encodes 615 amino acids.